Pseudophryne corroboree (corroboree frog) is the source of this 1692-nucleotide messenger RNA. RefSeq names its product SRY-box transcription factor 3 (gene SOX3). The record is from RefSeq and is a predicted model, not a curated record. Gene Ontology annotation, molecular function: DNA-binding transcription factor activity, RNA polymerase II-specific; RNA polymerase II cis-regulatory region sequence-specific DNA binding. The transcript has a single exon. NCBI's taxonomy places the organism in Eukaryota, Metazoa, Chordata, Amphibia, Anura, Myobatrachidae. The coding region runs from base 16 to 1056 and encodes 346 amino acids. Gene Ontology annotation, biological process: negative regulation of transcription by RNA polymerase II; positive regulation of transcription by RNA polymerase II; anatomical structure morphogenesis.
CAGGUGCCGGACCACAUGCGUCUAGCAGCCGGAGAGUUAGUGCAGAGUACAGGCACCGUCCCGUACACACAGACACAGCAGCCUCAGCGCUCUCCUUUCCCCGCUGAGCUGGAUCACUGCAACUUCCACCUGCCAAUGUAUAGCAUGCUGGAGACCGAUAUCAAGGGCCCCGGGCAGCAAACCAAUGCGCAGACCGGGGGUUCCGGUACCCCAGGGGGCAAGAGCGGCGCUGCCACCCCUGACCAGGACCGGGUGAAGCGACCGAUGAACGCCUUCAUGGUGUGGUCCAGGGGGCAGAGGCGGAAGAUGGCCCAGGAGAAUCCCAAGAUGCACAACUCUGAGAUCAGCAAGCGGCUGGGUGCGGACUGGAAGCUGCUGAGCGAUGCGGAGAAGCGGCCCUUCAUAGACGAGGCCAAGAGGCUGCGGGCAGUGCACAUGAAGGAGUACCCGGACUACAAGUACAGGCCAAGGAGAAAGACCAAGACCCUGCUAAAGAAGGACAAGUACUCCCUGCCGGGUAACCUUCUGGCCCCAGGUGUCAGCCCAGUAUCCAGCUCAGUGGGAGUGGGACAGAGAAUAGACACCUAUGCCCAUAUGAAUGGAUGGACUAAUGGGGCUUAUUCCCUGAUGCAGGACCAGCUGGGCUACAGUCAGCACCCGGGGAUGAAUAGCCCCCAGAUCCAGCAGAUGCACAGGUAUGACAUGACCGGCCUUCAGUACAGCCCCAUGAUGUCCUCAGCCCAGACCUACAUGAAUGCAGCCUCCACCUACAGCAUGUCCCCAGCAUACAGCCAGCAGACCUCCACCGUCAUGAGCCUGGGCUCCAUGGGCUCAGUGGUGAAAUCAGAGCCCAGUUCUCCCCCUCCUGCAAUCACCUCUCACACUCAGAGAGCCUGCUUAGGAGACCUGAGAGAUAUGAUCAGCAUGUACCUGCCUCCAGGUGGGGAUGGGAGUGACCCCUCUGCCCUGCAGAACAGCAGACUGCACAGUGUUCACCAGCAUUACCAAAGUGCAGGGACUGGGGUGAAUGGCACUGUACCACUAACGCACAUUUAAGACUGGUCACUUCUCAUCUUAUCAUGGACGCUUUGCUUGCCUGUCAAGCAGACAGUGUGCAUCACACCUGCAGACAAGGAAUGGAAAGGGUGGUGUUGUUUUUUGUACAGUUUACGCAAACUUCCUUUAUAGAGCACAACACUUUUUGUGUACUUUGGGGUCCUCUGUGGGAUUUUAAACACAGUGAUUCCUAGGUGAGCCUUCUGUUUAAGGCUCUUGUAUCUUCAGCUUUAGAAGUAAAUUGGGGACUAUUAACCAUAAUCCAAUGUUUACAAGUUUUAUUGAUAUGCUCAAGAUUUACUUGAGACUUAUCCAAAAUGUAGAUUUUAUCAUUAACUUUUAGCCCUUUUUUUUCUUUACACAGAGCUGUGCGGGUCGCAAACGCAAGGUUUUUAUUUUAUUUCCCCUCCCCCUUUAAUUUAUAGCCAGUUAUGUAUGUUUUCAUCACCUGUAAAUUUCUGUAUUUUUUUUUUUUGAGUUUGUCUUGUUUUCAUGAAAUUUUACUGUGAAUUGUUUAACACCCCCCCCCCCCCCCUCCCCAAACAUUAAAAAAAAAAAAUGUUUUACUUGGGAUUUUACAGACUUUUCAGUUGAAGGUAAACCACAAUAUCAAUAAAUUUUCUAAGAGGAAUAUAA